ACCGGCUGUCUGCCGAGCCUGCUCACCAGGAAGUGGAAUGUUGGACAGAUCUUCGGCGUUUUAUUGAUGAUGAUGGAGGAUGAGGAGUUCGAGUUUGCCGAGGAUUUAGAGGCUAUAAUGCAGCUGACCCCAGAGGUGCAGCAAGCAAUAGAGCAGGUUUUUCCCAGUCAGGACCCGCUGGACAGAGCUGACUUUAAUGCAGUGGAAUACAUCAACACCUUGUUCCCCACAGAGCAGUCUUUAGCAAAUAUUGAUGAUGUGGUGAACAAGAUUCGUCUAAAAAUAAGGCGCCUGGAUGACGACAUCAGAACAGUGGUGAGAGGACAGACCAACGUGGGCCAAGAUGGCAGACAGGCAUUGGAAGAAGCCCAGGUCGCCAUCCAGCAGCUUUUUGGAAAAAUUAAAGACAUAAAGGACAAGGCGGAGAAGUCGGAACAAAUGGUCAAGGAGAUCACCAGGGAUAUCAAACAGUUGGACCAUGCGAAGCGGCACCUCACCACGUCCAUCACCACGCUGAACCACCUGCACAUGUUAGCUGGAGGAGUGGACUCUCUAGAGGCUAUGACCCGAAAGAGGCAGUAUGGUGAGGUGGCGAAUCUUCUGCAGGGGGUGGUCAAUGUGCUGGAGCACUUCCACAAGUACAUGGGAAUACCCCAGAUAAGACAGCUUUCAGAGAGGGUAAAGGCAGCUCAAAGUGAAUUAGGAACUCAAAUCCUGGCUGAUUUUGAAGAAGCGUUCCCUUCACAGGGCACCAAGAGACCUGGUGGGCCGAGUAAUGUGCUGAGAGAUGCCUGUUUGGUGGCCAACGUCCUGGACCCCCGUAUCAAGCAAGAGAUUAUCAAAAAGUUUCUGAGGCAGCAUCUCUCUGAGUAUCUGGUGCUAUUCCAAGAGAAUCAAGAUGUUGCCUGGUUGGACAAAAUUGACCGUCGCUAUGCUUGGAUCAAACGGCAACUCAUAGACUAUGAAGAGAAGUACGGGCGGAUGUUUCCUGCAGAGUGGUGCAUGACGGAGCGCAUUGCAGUGGAGUUCUGCAACAUUACCAGGGUUGAGCUGGCCAAAGUGAUGCGAACAAGAGCUAAAGAAAUUGAGGUGAAGCUGCUGCUCUUUGCUAUCCAGAGGACGACGAACUUCGAGGGCCUGCUGGCCAAACGGUUCUCUGGAUGCACCUUGACUGAUCUUCCUGGGCAGCAGAAGAGGCCUGACAGUCCGCUGGAACCCACAAACCCGUUUCUGGAGGACGAGCCUGGCGAGGAUCUGGGCGUGGAGAAGGAUGAGGACGUGACCAAGCCCAGAAAACCCAAAGCCCCAGACAACCCUUUCCAUGGCAUCGUGUCCAAGUGCUUCGAGCCACAUCUAUACGUCUACAUAGAAUCUCAAGACAAGAACUUGGGGGAACUCAUUGACCGGUUCGUGGCCGACUUCCGUGCGCAGGGCCCACCCAAGUCAGGCACGGAGGAGGGAGGGGCCGUCCUGCCCAGCUGCGCUGACCUGUUUGUCUACUACAAGAAGUGCAUGGUGCAGUGCUCCCAGCUGAGCACCGGCGAGCCCAUGAUUGCCCUCACAACCAUUUUUCAAAAGUUCCUAAGAGAGUACGCCUGGAAGAUCCUUUCAGGCAACCUCCCUAAGUCCACCAGUAACAGCGGCGGACUCACCAUCAGUAGCCUACUGAAAGAGAAGGAGGGCUCAGAAGUAGCUAAAUUCACGGUUGAUGAGCUGUGCCUUAUUUGUAGCAUCCUGAGCACCGCGGAGUACUGCCUGGCUACGACACAACAGCUGGAAGAGAAACUGAAGGAGAAAGUAGAUAAAGUUCUGGUGGAGAGAAUUAAUUUAACCGGAGAAAUGGACACAUUCAGCACUGUGAUUUCGAACAGUAUCCAACUGCUGGUUCAAGAUCUGGAUGCUGCAUGUGAUCCUGCGCUCACGGCGAUGAGCAAGAUGCCGUGGCAGAGUGUGGAGCAUGUGGGUGACCAGAGUCCCUACGUCACGUCCAUCAUCAUGCAUAUCAAGCAGAACGUCCCAAUUAUCCGAGAUAACUUGGCCUCUACACGCAAAUACUUCACCCAAUUCUGCAUCAAAUUCACAAAUGCUUUCAUCCCUAAAUUCAUCAAUCACCUUUUCCGCUGCAAGCCUAUCAGCAUGGUGGGGGCCGAGCAGCUCCUUCUGGACACGCACUCGCUCAAGACGGUCCUGCUGGAUUUGCCUUCCAUCGGCUCCCAGGUGCUGCGGAAAGCACCAGCCAGCUACACCAAGAUAGUAGUGAAGGGGAUGACCCGAGCAGAGAUGAUACUCAAGGUGGUGAUGGCCCCACAUGAACCGCCCGUGGUGUUCGUGGAUAACUACAUCAAGCUCCUGGCUGAUGGGAAUCCCGAGACCUUCCAGAAGAUCCUGGACAUGAAGGGUUUGAAGCGCAGCGAGCAGAGCAGCAUGCUGGAGCUCUUCAGACAGAGAUUGCCCACUCCUCCCUCAGGGGCCGACGGCGGCCCCUCGCUCUCCUUCAGCACACCCACCCCGGAGCAGGAGUCCUCCCGCAUACGCAAGCUGGAGAAGCUCAUCAAGAAGAGACUAUGAGCGGAGACUCGCCGCGUCCAAAAACCAGUCUGAAAUGAUGAGGAAUAUCUUCACUCUGGUGAAGCCGCAUCUUCUCUCAUGUCCUUUCACAUUAUCAGCCACAAGACCGACGUCUGUUGCCGCAGACAUCAGCACGGUGCCGCAGUGUCCUCGGACGGAGUCAAGAAUGAAGCUGUUGGCUAAAUACCGCUCAUGGUGGCCCUCGCUGGGAAUCAUGUCAUGAUUCCCGGCUGCCUGAAGUGAAUUACACUUGACGGUUUCCAAGUAUAGUUUGUCGGAUCGGACGGCCACGUCUUGCCUCGGCUGUUUUGAGUUGAAGCAGAGAUUUGCAUCUUCCUCCGCCGGCUAUUACGGCCGACAUGUGGCGUCGGCUGUUUAGAAGACGCUCACACACACACACACACGCUUGUCUCCGUCUUCGCUGUAUGAUAUAUUAGGUCACAGAUUGUUUCCUGUACAUAGUGACACGGAUGUGUGGAGGCAUUUAAAACAUGAUACGUGGGUUUGGUGACUGUUUUGUUUUAAUCAUGGCAUCAAUGAGGACGACUAUUUAUGAGACGAUUUGCAAGUUAGAUUAAUAUAAUGGAAUUGGAAAUGUAAGUAACCGUUGUGUGUCAUAUUAAAUCACCGAGCUGUGACACAAGAAGUGCGCGCAUGAGUGGUUGCUGCUGUUUUGUGACAUGAACGUCUUCACUUUCUCAGCAUCCUUUGACACACGUGUCACCUGGAACACGUCGUUAGAAACAGCAAUUGUCCAUCCGUAAACGCGCCUCUCCAUUGACUGAACACUGUCAUCACAAGCGUUUAUACUUCGGAUGCAUUUAAGUUUUGCGGCUGGUUCAAACAGCAGAACGUUGCUUUUAAAUGGUGCACGAUUGUUCCCCCUUUUUUACUUCAUCUCAUGUGCGCGUCAUCACUUUGUUUCAGCCACGUUCCAUAAUUGAAAUGUGUCGCAAAUCGGACUUGAAUGACACGUUGAGCGCCGUCUGAGCUGCAGCCAAUCACAACCCGGGAAAAGUUUCAGGGGGCGUGUCCUGCCGGGGUCGCUUUUAAAAAUCGCCUUCCAGGAAAAGAAGAAAGUUCAGAACAGUCCGGAGCUCGUGGCGGCGGAAGUAACCGUCCGGAGCGUGUGGUGCUCGUUGGCUCGCGCGUCAGGGCGGAAAGCUUCCGUGGCGGGGGGUUGAUGAGAGCGGCCGCCGGCAGCUGUGCUCGCGCUCCGGGAAGUGGUUGACUCAAGAGGAAGCUCGGUGAUCUGGACACCUUCCUCUUUCCCAACCGCGCUCCU
This is a messenger RNA of Synchiropus splendidus (mandarinfish), 3853 nucleotides long. RefSeq names its product VPS53 subunit of GARP complex (gene vps53). The transcript is spliced from 22 exons. The coding region runs from base 67 to 2568 and encodes 833 amino acids. Gene Ontology annotation, cellular component: GARP complex. The record is from RefSeq and is a predicted model, not a curated record. Gene Ontology annotation, biological process: retrograde transport, endosome to Golgi. Lineage: Eukaryota; Metazoa; Chordata; Actinopteri; Syngnathiformes; Callionymidae.